CGAGCGCCCCGCCCGCCGGACAAGGAGGGGUCAGGCCAGGCGUCGCCGCCGCCCGCCAGCAGGUGGCGCUGCGGCUUCCCAGCGGCCGGCCAAGGGGUCCCUCUUUGGCCGCAGGCGGAGCUAGGACGAGCCAUUUCCCUCCUGUGCUGAGCGCUAAAGGAGCUGGGCGGGGCGCCCCCUCCUCCGCCCCUUCCUGGCCGCGGCGGCUCCCAGCUCCUUGCCCACCACCAUGGCGAUCCGCAAGAAGAGCAGCAAGAACCCGCCCGUGCUGAGCCACGAGUUCAUCGUGCAGAACCACGCGGACAUCGUCUCCUGCGUGGCCAUGGUCUUCCUGCUGGGGCUCAUGUUCGAGAUUACAGCAAAAGCCGCUGUCAUUUUUGUUACACUUCAGUACAAUGUUACCAUUCCUGCUACAGAAGAACAAUCUACAGAAACAAUCUCCCUUUAUCAUUAUGGUAUCAAGGACUUGGCUACAGUUUUCUUCUACAUGCUGGUAGCAAUAAUCAUACAUGCCAUUAUUCAGGAGUAUGUGCUUGAUAAAAUUAACAGGAGAAUGCACUUUUCGAAAACAAAACACAGCAAGUUCAAUGAAUCUGGACAGCUUAGUGCAUUCUACCUCUUCUCAUGUGUCUGGGGCACGAAUAUUCUUGUCUCUGAGAACUAUGUAUCUGAUCCAACGUCUCUAUGGAAGGACUACCCACACAUUCUGAUUCCGUUUCAAAUGAAGUUUUUCUACAUCUCACAGUUGGCAUACUGGUUUCAUGCUUUUCCAGAAUUGUACUUCCAGAAAACCAAAAAAGAAGAUAUCCCUCGCCAGCUUGUCUACAUUGGACUUUAUCUUUUUCAUAUUGCUGGAGCUUAUCUUUUGAACCUGACCCGUCUUGGACUUGUUCUUCUGGUGUUGCAUUACUUUGUUGAAUUUCUCUUCCACAUCUCCCGCCUCUUUUACUUCAGUGAUGAAAAGUAUCAAAAAGGGUUUUCAUUGUGGGCUGGUCUUUUUGUUUUCGGAAGACUUCUGACUUUGAUUCUCUCUGUUCUCACUGUUGGCUUUGGCCUGGCAAGAGCAGAGAAUCAGGACCUGAAUUUAAGUACUGGAAAUUUUAACAUUCUGGGUAUCAGAAUCAUUGUACUGUCUUCAAUCUGUGGAACUCAAGCCUUUAUGAUGUGGAAGUUCAUUAAUUUCCAGCUUAGAAGGUGGAGAGAACAUUCUUCUUCUCAGCCUCAGUCACUGAAGAAGAAAUUUGUAACAACUAAAGGCAGACCAUCCAAAAAAGAGCGAGAAAAUGGAGUAAAUGGAACAGUAACCUCAAAUGGAGCAGACUCGCCUCGUAGCAGGAAGGAAAAAUCAUCAUAAAACUGAAUUUUAUUAAGUUAACUGACUAAUGUCCCCAAAGAAUCUGCUUUUUACUAUGAAAAGCCCUUCAGCACUAGAGAUCUUACUGAUACAAAAAUACAAUUCAUGCUUUUUGAUUAUUGCUAUUGUUUUGUGAGACUUGUUUUUUUUUAAAAACAUUUUGACUUUAAAUAAAGAGUGGGAAGGUUAUUUGUUUUCAACUGUUUAGGGGGCCACAACACUUUUUUUUAAAUAACCUUGAACACUUUUUUAAACACUUAGUGUGAUUAAUAUUAAUCAGAAUUCCACUUACUGAGGAUCAGUGAUACAGUGUAUUAUUCCUUCCAGUUUUUAUAAUCUUGGUAAUAUCUUGUUACAGCAACGUCAUAUUUUUCAAGUUCUUCAAGAAGUGUUGCAAAAUUGAAGUAAAAAAUUUAAUAUCUGUUUUUAGAUAUUCUCGAAUGUUCAGUAUGUUACUUUGAAUCAGAUUUGCAGCUCAGCACUGGUUUUAUAAGACCAUGAAAAUUAAUGUGCGUUAUUUUGUAGGUAAUAGCUGCAUUCGUUUUAAGAAAUGCCCAUGUCAUUAAAACAAAAUCUAACUGAUUGGAAA
Molecule: messenger RNA, 1943 nt
Organism: Chelonia mydas (Green sea turtle)
Lineage: Eukaryota; Metazoa; Chordata; Testudines; Cheloniidae
Gene: TRAM1
Product: translocation associated membrane protein 1
Exons: 11
Coding region: 230-1354 (374 amino acids)
Biological process (GO): SRP-dependent cotranslational protein targeting to membrane, translocation; protein insertion into ER membrane
Cellular component (GO): endoplasmic reticulum membrane
Source: RefSeq, a predicted model, not a curated record